This is a messenger RNA of Pimephales promelas (fathead minnow), 2050 nucleotides long. RefSeq names its product beta-1,3-galactosyl-O-glycosyl-glycoprotein beta-1,6-N-acetylglucosaminyltransferase 3-like. The record is from RefSeq and is a predicted model, not a curated record. Lineage: Eukaryota; Metazoa; Chordata; Actinopteri; Cypriniformes; Leuciscidae. Gene Ontology annotation, cellular component: membrane. Gene Ontology annotation, molecular function: acetylglucosaminyltransferase activity.
GCCACACAGCGCUGGUAUAUUAAAAAGAGAGGCUGUUUUAUACCGCCCUAACACUGGUCUCCUCUCCUAGCAGUUGUUUGUGGCAGGUUAUAAUCUUAAAGACAUAAAGAUGGCAUUUAAGAAUCAGAGGAUUUUGAAAAUAAUCUCCAUUUUUUCUGUAAGUACAACGGUGUUCGUCCUCUUGAUGAACCAUCCAGAACAAACGAAAAAUUGUCCUCAUAAAGAGGAGCCGGUCUUGAAUCACUUAUUAAAGCAGGAUGUUGGAGAACUACAGGCUUGUUCUGCUAUUAUCCAAGGAGAUAUGGACGGAGUGAACAAGGACAUUUUCAGGAAUCUCCUGGCUUCGAAAAAAAGGAAAUCGCUGCUGUCAGAGUCAUUCUAUCUCAACGCAACCAAGGAUUGUCCAUUCUACAUCCGAGAUAGAGGGUUUCUGACGCUUUCUCUCAGUAAAGAGGAGAAACAUUUCCCCAUUGCUUACUCCAUGGUGAUCCAUGAGAAGAUUGAGAUGUUUGAAAGGCUCUUAAGAGCCAUUUACACUCCUGACAAUGUGUACUGUGUUCAUGUGGACCAGAGGUCUCCUGAGAUCUUUAAAGAAGCAGUUAGGGCCAUUGUGUCCUGUCUGACCAAUGUGUUUGUGGCCAGCAAACUGGAGAACGUGAUCUACGCCUCCUGGUCUCGAGUUCAAGCGGACAUCAACUGCAUGCAGGAUCUGCUCAAGUCACCCGUCCAGUGGAGGUAUCUGCUCAACACCUGUGGCACUGAUUUCCCCAUUAAAACAAAUGCUGAAAUGGUUCAGAUUUUAAAACAACUGCACGGAAAGAACAGUUUGGAGUCCGAGGUCGUAGAGUCCAAAAAGGUGCGUUGGGAGUAUCAUCACAAUGUUAAGGACGUUGUGAUUCGGACCGAUGUUAGAAAGUCACCGCCGCCAGUUCAGAGCUCGAUGUUCUCAGGAAAUGCUUACUUUGUGGUUUCAAGAGAGUUUGUGGAUUACAUCCUUAAAAGUAAAGAGAUUCAAGAUUUCAUGGAAUGGGAGAAAGACACAUACAGUCCAGAUGAGCACAUGUGGGCUACGUUACAGCGAAUGCCUUCAGUACCAGGAUCAAACCCUCCAAACAGAAAGUACGAGCAAUCGGACAUGAACGCAAUUGCUCGUCUAGUGAAAUGGAGUUACCAUGAAGGGGAUCUAAAGAGUGGGGCUCCCUACCCACCAUGCACUGGGGCACACAGAAGGGCAGUGUGCGUCUAUGGAGCUGGGGACGUGAAAUGGAUUUUGAGGCAACACCAUCUUUUGGCAAACAAGUUUGAUCCAGAAGUAGAUGAUGUAGCGAUCAAAUGUUUGGAGGCUUUUUUAAGGUACAAAGCUAUUUAUGGUCGAUCAUUACUAACAGUUAAAAAAUCUGCCAUUAUUUUAAAAACAUCAUAAAAAUGACUUUUAAAGUGUUUGUAAAUAUAUAAAUGUAAGGUAUGGGUGGAGGGGUGAAUCAUCUGAAUAACUAAACGCAUUCUUCCUGAAACCUAAAAGUUUCCGAACGAAUGUAAAUUUCAGCAUCAGCAUGUCUGGAUGAGACUGUUUCUGAUAACAAAACCAUCUUUCAUAAGUCUUCAUCAGCUAGCUUACUCAUAAAAAACCUCCUAACUCCAUUUUAACUUGAUUUUGGUCAAAUGUUAAUAAUACAAUCACACAUGUAAUUGUCUGACCAUAUAUAAAGUCACAAUAUCAACUUUAACCACACCGUUUAAUAAAAAAAAAAUGUUUAAAAAAUGUUUUUGGCCAACAUCAUAAAUUCAAAUAUGUCUGAAAACCUUUUAGAAAAGUAAUUAAAUGUGUACACUUAAGUGUAUUCAAAGUGGUACACAUAAAUAUGUCAAAAUUGUAUGACACCAACAUUACUAAGAUUUACAAGACCUAAGAAUAUGUAUGAUUUCAGUGACACACUUGUAAUUUAUGAAAGUCUUACAUUACACACUCAUGUGCUAAUAAACUCAAUAUUUUACCUGAUACCCCUUCACUAAGACCGCCUGCAUCUCGUUGAGCAGAUAAUGAAGGUAC